AUGUCCGGCCACUUCAUGUUGAUGAUCGACCGCUCCAAAAGCAACCACCUUCCCUCACUACAUUACAUCAAACGCGGUAUGGAGGGGCCCGAUUUAAAACGCAAAGUAGCCCCAACUGGCUCUCCUUCGGCAACUCCACCAUUGGAAGAUGGCUUCACCAAGGUGGAGAAGCGGAAAAAGAAGCGUCUCGACAAGCAUCGCCCUCAGUUUCAGUACGACACGAGCUACUUCCGCACAGGGAAGAAAAUUGGUAUAGCACACAUUCGCGACCUGUCUCUGUACAUCGCCGCCGACGCUCAGAAGCCUUCCUGGAUUGUUGUUGACAAUCCUUCUUAUGUUUCCCAUACCGUUGUGGUACUGGCAACGGGCCUGCUUCCGUCUCAUCUCGGACUUCCCACUAUGAGCCCCGCGGCUUCUUUGCCUUUCCUUACGCGACCUUCUUCUUUUGCACCGGGAGAUCUGCCGCCAGCUCAAGUGCCAACGAUUCCGAAACUCUUCAUGUACGGCUGCCCUGUGCGGGCGCCUGGAGACCAGCGAAAGCUUCACAGCGUAAUGGGAACAUUGCUGCAGAGUCCUUUACCAGAGUACCUGAAGCGGAAGAGGGAUGCCGACGCGAAGCGCGUGCUGGGUAGGUGA
This is a messenger RNA of Trichosporon asahii var. asahii CBS 2479, 636 nucleotides long. Its product is annotated as ribonuclease H. The coding region runs from base 1 to 636 and encodes 211 amino acids. Lineage: Eukaryota; Fungi; Basidiomycota; Tremellomycetes; Trichosporonales; Trichosporonaceae. The transcript has 3 exons. The record is from RefSeq and is a predicted model, not a curated record.